AUGGCGGACUUGAAACAGAUCUUCAAAGAUAUUGAUGAAACAUAUCCCGCUUAUCGUGAUGUCCUUGCUGAGGCAGUUGCCAUAGAAAGCGUAUCAUCAGAUCCUAAUCGUCGUGAUGAUACUAUUCGUAUGUGCCACUGGAUGAAAGCUAAAAUGGAGAAAUUGGGAAUAGAAGUUCAUCUUGAAGAUAUAGGUACACAAAACCUUGAUGGGAAAGUGGUUCCACUGCCUCCCGUUAUUCUUGGAACUCUUGGGCAUGAUCAGAGAAAGAAAACCCUAUUGGUCUAUGGUCAUAUCGAUGUGCAACCUGCAAGUAAAGAGGAUGGCUGGAACUCUGAACCUUUUGUGCUAACUGAGAGAGAUGGCAAACUGUUUGGCAGAGGUUCUUCUGAUGAUAAAGGGCCCGUGUUAUGCUGGCUACAUGCUGUGUCCAUGCUUCAGAAGCACAAUGUUGAUAUACCCGUAAACAUCAAGUUCUGUUUCGAAGCAAUGGAAGAGAGUGGGUCAGAAGGACUAGAAAGUUUGCUUGUGAGAAUCAAGGAUACUUUCCUCGCUGAUGUCGAUUUCUGUUGUAUAUCAGACAGUUAUUGGCUGGGAAACACUAAGCCUUGCUUGACUUAUGGAUUAAGAGGUAUAUGUUCUUUCUCUGUUGAAGUUACUGGUAUCAAUCAAGAUCUACAUUCUGGUGUAUAUGGAGGUAUCAUUCAUGAACCCAUGUCCGAUUUGGUUUGGAUCCUAUCUCAACUUGUGACGAUCGAUAAUAGAAUUCAAAUCCCAGGAAUUUAUGAAGGUGUUGCUCCUUUCACAAACGAAGAAGAAAAUUUAUACAAAAAUAUUGAUUUCGAUGUAAACGAGUUUAAAAACAGUAUUGGUGCCAAAAAACUUCCUGUUGAGGACAAAGAAACCGUUUUGAUCAGACGUUGGAGAGAACCAUGUUUGUCUAUUCAUGGAAUUGAAGGAGCUUUCUCCGGUAAAGGGGAAAAAACUGUGAUUCCUUCAAAAGUGAUCGGAAAGUUCUCUAUUCGAAUUGUACCGGAUAUGAAACCAGAUGAAGUCACAAAAAUUACUUUGGACUAUCUGAACAAUUUAUGGAAGAACCGUAACUCACCCAACGUUUUCAAGCCGGUUGGUAAUCAAGGAUUCCUUCCAUGGGUUUCUUCAACCACAGAUCCCAACUAUGUUGCUGGAACUCGAGCUAUGAACAUUGUUCACGGAGUUGAUCCAGAUCUAAUUAGAGAGGGUUGUAGCAUCCCAAUAACCCUCACCUUCCAGGAGUUGACCGGCAAGAACGUUCUCCUUCUGCCUCUUGGAGCUUCGGAUGAUAUGGCUCAUUCGCAGAACGAGAAAAACAACAUCGUCAAUUACGUUGAAGGAGUCAAAACCUUACUAGCUUACAUCCUAGAGUUAGGAUCUGCUCAUUAG
This is a messenger RNA of Auanema sp. JU1783, 1422 nucleotides long. Lineage: Eukaryota; Metazoa; Nematoda; Chromadorea; Rhabditida; Rhabditidae. The record is from the annotation of a GenBank genome assembly.